Messenger RNA from Scatophagus argus, 2613 nucleotides. RefSeq names its product tripartite motif containing 54 (gene trim54). Gene Ontology annotation, molecular function: zinc ion binding. NCBI's taxonomy places the organism in Eukaryota, Metazoa, Chordata, Actinopteri, Scatophagidae. The coding region runs from base 1 to 1113 and encodes 370 amino acids. The transcript has 8 exons. The record is from RefSeq and is a predicted model, not a curated record.
AUGAACUUUGCUGCCGGCUUCAAGCCUCCGUCAGCAGGCAGUUCUGGACCCGCUGCUGGCAGAGGAGCCACCAUGGAGAACCUGGAGAAGCAGCUGAUCUGCCCGGUCUGCCUGGAGAUGUUCUCCAAACCCGUGGUCAUCCUGCCCUGCCAGCACAACCUCUGCCGCAGGUGUGCCAGUGACAUCUUCCAGUCAGCCAACCCUCUGUGGCAGUCCCGCGGCUCGUCCAGCGUGGCUGUCAGCGGCUGUCGGUUCCGCUGUCCAUCGUGCCGCCACGAGGUGGUGCUGGACCGCCAUGGAGUCUACGGUCUGCAGAGGAACCUGCUGGUGGAGAACAUCAUAGACCUCUACAGACAACAGGAGGCCUCCAGGCUCGGGGACAUAAAGCCAGAGCAGCAGCAGCAGCAGCAGCAGCUGAUGUGUGACGAGCAUGAAGAGGAGAAGAUCAACAUCUACUGCCUCUCCUGUCAGACGCCGACAUGCUCCAUGUGCAAAGUGUUCGGAAAACACAAAGACUGCGACGUCGCGCCGCUCAGCAGCGUCUACACGAGAAAGAAGACUGAGCUGAGCGACGGCAUCGCGAUGCUGGUCGCCACUAACGACCACAUCCAGGCGGUCAUCUCUCAGAUGGAGGAAAUGUGCCGCAUUACAGAGGAGAACGGUCAGCGACAGAGAGAGCAGCUGGCCAUGCGUUUCGACAGUCUGGUGGCCAUCUUGGAGGAGAGGAAGCAGGAGCUGGUGGGGUUCAUCACCAAACAACAGGACGAGAAACUCAAACGUGUCCGGGCCCUGAUUCGCCGCCACAGUGACGACCUGGAGGCCGCCGUCAUGCUGGUGGAGUCGGCCAUUCAGUCGAUGGAGGAGCCACACAUGUCUUUGUUCAUACAGAGCGCCAACGUCAUCCUGGGAAAGAUGGCAGCAGCAGCCCGGGCCUCGAACCUGCAGCGUCCUGAGCUUGGCUACGAGAACAUGAGCCACUUGGUGAUCGACGUCGACGGGCUCGCCGCCAUGCUGAUGAACGUGGACUUCAGCUCCGGUGUGGGAGAUGAUGGAGAAGAGGAUCCCGAAGACGGCGGAGAAGAUUCAGAUCUUGACCUCAGCUCCAGAUGUUAACAGACUACAGCGGUGGCUCGAGUGCCCAUUCGGACCUUUUUGAGGAACUCUGACGUGAUAUAUUCUGAAAGGCUAACAGAAGGGUGGAUGUUUCGCUUUCUGAAUCUCCCUGAUGACCUUAAUUGAUGAACUGAUCAGGGUUUGGCUUGUGUUUGGGUUUGGUUUUAGAAGACACGUCACAUUAGCUAUUCUGCGUCCAGCUACGCCUUUGGCCUCGUCUUCUCUUGUUUUCAUAACGAUACACAUUAGACUGCAGGGCCUAAUUGAAAAUAUUUAGCCUGAGGGACAAAUAAAGGAAGAUUUUACCCAUCUACACACCAUAAAAGAAAUUCUUAAAUGUAUAAUAAGAGUCUCUAAAUAAUAUCAAAUAGAUUACAAUUACUUGCCUUGACAAGGCAGCACAAAUUGAACAAGACAGCUUCACUGUUUUGGCUCAGACCACUGAUUGUAUAUAACAAAGGACGACAGGAGAACUCUCCAAAAGCACAGCUAAAACAUCUGGAUGGCCCCCUGGUGGCUGGCUGCAGUACAGCUCAUAAACCCCUCCCCCUCCAUGUUAGCAGAUGGGACUUUGGCCAAACUAAAAAAUCAUGAUGGUUUCUGUCAUUUUAAGUCAUUCUUAUCACGCUGACGUCUGUUCAGGCGUCCAUUUUUCUGAUCAUUUUGGUUUAAAUCAGUUAUUUGAAGAGGUGAAACGUCAUGAUUGACAGCUAAGGGCUGCUCCUGAUUGGCUCACACUGGUGUGUGGGCAGACUCUGUUCACUACUGCACAGACUUUGGCUCCAAAUGACAUCACCAGAACAAGAUGGCAGCGCUCGUACCCUAGAUAUUUUGACUUCAUUUUUGUACAGCGAGAGAAAGUCAUCCAUCUUUAUGUAUGUCAGUGGUCACUCUCAGUGUUCACAUGACUUAGCAUUAGCAUUUAGCCACUAAAGAGCCUGAUAUUGAAUAAUGACAGAGCUGAAAGAUGGUGAAUAUCGGACUUACAUACAUCAUGUGGCCAUAAGCACGACAACAAAUGAAUGCUAAUGUUGCUACGUAACUUCUGAAUGUGUAAAGAAGCAACUGUUUUCUAACAAGUUUACUGUAUAUUAAUAGGCGGUGAUGAUAUGGCAGCGUUGCGUUCACGUGUUUCCACUGUGGAUCAGAGUGGAUCUGAACCGAUUACUGCAGCUUUAAGUGCACAGCGUCACAAGACGUUCUGCACUGCACGUAAACAAAAACACCACGUGGUACAUUAUGGCUUCAUGAAACGCUACAUAUUUAAAGUGUGCCACUGAACAUCCUGCAGACACACAAGUUCCUAAAGCCCAGCACUCACACCUCUCAGACUGAAGAAGUGCAAAUGUGUCAGAGCCUGUUCAUAGAUGUUCCUGUCACUCUGCUGAUUAACUGUAAUAUUUGGAAAUGUGCACAGGCUGAAGUCAGCAGCAGCAGCAGCUAACUGCGUAGCGUACAGCAGCGAUGUGUGAAAACAACUCUAACGAGAUCACUUACAUA